Molecule: messenger RNA, 1774 nt
Organism: Mollisia scopiformis
Lineage: Eukaryota; Fungi; Ascomycota; Leotiomycetes; Helotiales; Mollisiaceae
Exons: 2
Coding region: 1-1413 (470 amino acids)
Source: RefSeq, a predicted model, not a curated record
AUGUCAAGCAUGUCCAUCGACGAGGGUCCCUUGCUAUACACUCCGCUCACAACAUCCGGCACAAUUCACCUGUUAACACUUCUGCCACCAAAGGAAGCAAAUGAUAAUAUUGAGUGCAGCUUGUCCCUAGCACUUCUAGACGAUGAACCCGCUUACGAUGCUCUCUCGCACGUUGAACCUAUCGCCCUGUGGGCUGAUGCCAUUUGUAUCAACCAAAGCGACCUAGAUAAGCGCCGUAACCAGAUUCUGCAAAUGCGUCGCAUCUACGCUUCAGCUCAGCAGACCCGUAUCAUGCUCGGUGACGAUGAUCACGAAGCUGAGGACGUUCACUUGUGUAUUCCGUUUGUAGCAGCACUAUCCGAGUGCUACCGCGAACUGGAAAGGUGGAAAGCUGAAGGUCGUGAGCAUGCCAUGGAAAAGAUGAUUUCAGAAAUGUGGGCAAGGUUUCCUCCAUCUGAGGAUAUCUGGAACUUUACCUCCGCCAUGUUAUCAAGUGCAUGGUUUACCCGAGUUUGGACCAUACAGGAGCUUGCAGUCGCUUCAAAGGCCCUCAUAAUCUAUGGGCAAAACCAGAUAGAGUGGUCGCGACUUGAGGAGGCCAUCAGGAUGGCGCAGCUUGCCGACCAAUAUAUCAAAUUGCAUCGUCGGGAAAAUUGGUUCAGACAAGAAAACGGCACCUUGGCUUUUCAUAUUCCCAAGACGGGUACGAUAAUCAGAGCCGUUGAUAUGUACCAUAUCAAGCUUCUUUCCGAGGUCAUGCCAACAUCACUUGUUGCGUUACGGCGACGGGUACAAGAGAAUAAUCCUGCUAACCUCCUAUCAGCAUUGAAAUAUGCUUGCUACCACAAAGCAACGGAUCCAAAGGACAAGGUGUACGCGUUGCUGGGCCUCAUUGACGAAGAUGAAAGGGAAAGAUACGCAGUCAAUUAUUCUAUUCCGGUUGAGCAAGCCUAUGCAGCGAUGAUGAAGGUAAUGCUUCAGCACGACCCUACAAUGAUGGCUCUCUGCUUAGCCGGGACUGAUCAACGCUCCACUGAUGAUCUUCCGUCGUGGUGUGUUGACUGGAGAACUUUGAAGAGGGCCAGCUUCGAUAAUAGCGAAGUAUUGGAUCGAGAAUGGCUCUUUAACGCAACCAAUGAGGACUCUCGUCAAUGGUCAGCAGGUGGUGAUGAUCAAGAGUUACUUGUAUACUCAACGCAAGACUGGCGGAUUCUCAGGAUCAAAGGCACCAUGGUGGGAGUAAUUGGAGCCGGCCGCUGGAUCUGCUCAGUGGGAGACCACCUAAAAGCAACAGAGGCUUGGAAAGCAGAUGAUUCUGUUGCAAUUGAAGAAUACUAUCGUACAGAGCUUGGUCUCCCAGGGGCAAAUAUACACUUUGAGAAUCUUGUCGACGUGGUUUCAUUGGGGACGUGAGCUUGCGUGAUCGAUGACGGCGAGGGCAACACCUUGAUGGGCCCCAAAGAUAACAUGCAAAAAUGGGUCGAGACAGACCCAGACCAUCCGGAUCCCAUGCAUGGCUGGAGGUAUACCAUGAGCUCGUUGUCGGCGAUGAUGAGACAAUACGAGGAUAAGACAUUUGCGGCAGGAGGGGGUGGGCGGUCUUUUGCUGGCGUUGGUCCGGCAUCGAUGCAACCAGGAGACGGGAUAUGUCUUCUUCAUGGAGCACGAACUCCGUUCUUGCUGCGUAAAGCAGAAGGAGAGGAUCCAGUAAUCGUUGGAGCGUGUUAUGUCAAAGGAAUAAUGGAAGGACAGCUCAUGGAGCCGGAUACUACCG